GUGACCGCUGACGUCACACCCCUUCCAGGUUAGCAUCUCCCGUGGUUGAUGGGAGUGAGGAGACAUGGCGGCUGAGCCGACUAAAGCGGAGAUCCAAGCCCUGUUCAAGCGACUGCGGGCGGCUCCCACUAACAAGUCCUGUUUUGACUGUGGAGCCAAGAAUCCCAGCUGGGCCAGUAUUCCCUAUGGAGUGUUUCUAUGCAUCGACUGCUCGGGCAUCCACCGCUCUCUGGGCGUCCACCUCAGCUUCAUCAGGUCUACUGAACUGGAUUCCAACUGGAGCUGGUUUCAGCUGAGAUGUAUGCAAGUGGGAGGCAAUGCCAACGCUAACGCCUUCUUCCGCCAUCAUGGCUGCACCACCAAUGACACCAACGCCAAGUACAACAGCCGUAGCGCUCAGAUGUACCGAGAGAAGAUUAGGCAGCUGGCCAGCUCCGCCAUGUCUAAGCAUGGCACCGAUCUUUGGGUAGAGGGGAUGAAUUGUCCUCUUGCAAACUCUCCGGAGAAGAAGGAUUCCGACUUCUUUGCUGAACUGACCCAGUCCUCCAACUCCUGGGAGACAACACCAGUCCUAGAACAAGUGCCAGAGACCAUCCAGCCAGCGACAAGACAGCCAACCAGUGCCCCCGGCAGCGCUGAACCCCAAUGCGCUGAGUCAGGUCCCAGUGUUGAUAAUCUGAGCACAUCACCCAAAGCUACAGUAGAUCUGGCCAUGUGCCUCUCUGUUCAGGAGCCAUCCCCCAGCACAGAGGUGAAACCAUCGCUCAUCGGAAAGAAGAAACCUGCAGCGGCCAAGAAAGGCCUUGGGGCUAAGAAGGGCCUUGGUGCCCAAAAAGUGAGCAGCCAAAGUUUUAGUGAGAUUGAGAAGAAGGCGCAGGUGGCAGAGAAGCUGAGGGAGCAGCAGGCGGCAGAGCUCAGGAAGGAAGCAGAAGAGUCGCUAGUCUCCUCCAUGAGGCUGGCUUACCAAGAGCUCCAGAUAGAUCGCAAGAAGGAGGAGAAGAGGCUGCAGACCCUGGAGGGAAAGAAGAGAGAGCAGGCUGAGCGCCUGGGCAUGGGCCUGGCCUCCCGCAGCUCCGUCUCGCACUCUGUUCUGUCAGAAAUGCACGUAAUUGAACAAGAAACGCCCGUGGCUACUAAAUCCUCCCGUUCCCAGCUUGACCUCAUGGAGGACUCCAGCUUCACCUCUGGGCCUCCCAAAUAUAAGGAUAACCCAUUCUCACUGGGGGAAGGUUUUAGCCCACGAUGGGAAACAGAAGUGUCAACGUGGGGCUCUACAGAUAAGGCCGAGGAAGAGCGAGAGGUCACCAUCUCCAGUAUUCAGCCAGCACGAGAUCGGCCUGCAAAUAGGAGAAAGCCAGAGAGCACCCCGGCUCCAGAGUCCAGUGAGGCACGCAUGAAGUUUGCCAGUGCGAAAGCAAUCUCCUCAGACAUGUUCUUUGGGAGAGAGCAAGAUGCCGAGUAUGAAGCCAGAUCCCGCCUGCAGCAGCUGUCCUCCAGUACUUCCAUCAGCUCAGCCGAUCUCUUUGGAGAUUCUGAUUCAGUAAAUCCAGGAGCUGGGGUUUCUCUGGGCAAUGUGAUCCCGUCUGCUGACAUCACCCACUUUAAGCAGGGAGUAAAAUCUGUUGCAGGCAAGAUGGCAGUGCUGGCCAACGGCGUAAUGAACUCUCUACAGGAUCGAUAUAGCUCCUAUUAACUAAUCGGGAAAGAAGAGGUCGGAUCCUUCUGUAGCAAUUUCCCAUGUUACCUAUAUAUAGGGGCGAGGGAAAUGGAGGGGUCAGAAAGGGAGGGAUUGACCUGCAUCCCUCCAGCUGCUGGCAAAUGCCCCUUUAUAGAAAAUGACCGCUUCAGUAUUCCUCUAACACCGCGUCCACUACCGGAGCAUUUCUCACCCCACUUGCCCAUCAGCUGCUGCUGCUCCCGCUGCAAUGGACGCCCAGAGACUGUGCGCUUUUAACCGGUGUGUUAGUGUCAGAUGACUUUACGGGGGGCUGUCUGUAUAGCAUGUUAUGACUGCGUUGUAGGCAGGGUGAGGAGGUGUCAUGGAGGAUACAAAGCCCCCCAUUCUAGGGAAUAACUGUUACUGUCUGGAGGACGAGACUAUCAUGUCCUGUAUUAAUCCGUGUGACUAUUGUGGUUUUACUGUUUUAAUCCUUUGCAAGUUCGGGGCGUUACUAGGACAUGAGGGUCGUUCACACUGUCCCUGCAUGGCGGGGGAGCCUCCAGAGACAGGCUGCAUGAGUAUUUAUUUUGCUGUCUCUUGGCGCACAGUUGCAAGGCUGGGUGUGCAAAUUGUACUUUGAACCCCAUGCCUCUCCGAAUAUUAUUACAGUGUUGACCAGGAAAAGUGAAUAAAGAUACUGAGGCACGA
Bufo gargarizans (Asiatic toad) is the source of this 2368-nucleotide messenger RNA. RefSeq names its product ADP ribosylation factor GTPase activating protein 2 (gene ARFGAP2). Lineage: Eukaryota; Metazoa; Chordata; Amphibia; Anura; Bufonidae. The record is from RefSeq and is a predicted model, not a curated record. The coding region runs from base 65 to 1693 and encodes 542 amino acids. Gene Ontology annotation, molecular function: GTPase activator activity. Gene Ontology annotation, biological process: COPI coating of Golgi vesicle. The transcript is spliced from 17 exons.